Molecule: messenger RNA, 2781 nt
Organism: Alternaria novae-zelandiae
Lineage: Eukaryota; Fungi; Ascomycota; Dothideomycetes; Pleosporales; Pleosporaceae
Exons: 2
Coding region: 1-2781 (926 amino acids)
Source: RefSeq, a predicted model, not a curated record
AUGCCAGAACGAGUCCUCACAAUGGAGCGCGGCUUCACGAAAGAGGACAGCGCCAUCUCGCCCGCCACUGGCAAGGCAAUCAGCCAACACGAAGCAGCGGGACUGAAAAGCCUGACUAAGGAACAACACCUUCGGUUUUGGGAAGAAGUCAUUUAUUGGAACAAAGAGCGCUUCACCGAGGCGAAAUGGCGGCAGGCGAAGAAGGAUAUCUUACGGGCUAAGAAGGAACAUUGUAUGAAGGUGCUCGGUUCGGCUUCAUGGACUGCGCCUACGGGUGCACAUCCCCUUCGGCCAGCGCACCUUCCGCGCUUCGAGACGGCGAGUCCGACUACACCGCGGCCGCGAUGGGAGAUCCUGUCUUCCGGUCCUGGGACGCCGCGGUCGGCUACUGCUGGACCUAUUAAGAAUUCUUUCGCGGAAGGUGGGUUUUGGGAGUCACUGAUUUCACCGAAGACGCCUGUCACCGCUAUACCGAUUGCGACAACUCCAGUCACCGCCGUCCCGCCUUCGCCAUGGCUUCCUAAUAUUCCUUCUAUAGACGCAGAAGCCAAAGCUACAUAUGAGGAAAUGAAGACAUCCGUCAGCAAAAUGGCCCUCAAGGUCUGCGCAAGUCGCCACACUCUCCGCCGCUCUUUCAACAGCGACAACGACGUCAUUCAUCCGUCUAUGGUGCGUCCAAAAGACACUUUUCUCGCCGCUCAACUCACUCUCGGCUCACUUAAACUCCAUCAACCUCUUUCGACAUACAUCGACGCCGCCUUGCCACAAAAGCUAGACUCUCACGCCGACGACGAAGCAGCAGGCGCAAAACAAUAUAGAAUCUACCGCCGAGAACAACUGGAUGAUGUGGAUAGCUGGCUGCAGUUUGAUGCGCAGACGGGGGAGUUGACGACUAUACUGGAGGCUCAGCGCGAUUUACUCAAGAUGAACAAGGAUAGGCGGAAGAGUAGGGAGGUUGCGGUAGGCGAGAAGGGUAUCAAGCUCGCGUGGGCUGUAAAGGUUGUGGAUGAUUGCCAGUACUUCGCCGACAUUGCCGCGGAUGGGGAGAGUGAAGGAAGUGAUGAGGGGUAUGAGUACGGGAACUUCGUUCGGAGUCUGGGAGAUGGCGAUGGCAGUUCCUUGCGGUCGAACAGCUCUACGCUCGACCUCUCCUUGACCCUGACCAACAGCUCCAACGCCCGUAGCAGCGCUACAGAAGACAGCCUCGGCCUAACCCAACGCUCAUCCAGCAGUCCCAUCAAACAAACCCACGACCCCAGCUCCGACACCUUACCACUCCGCACCCGGAACUACACCCUCUCCAACGCCACCAACCCAAACAUCUACACACCACCCCCCUCCCACGCCCACAGCAUCCGCCGCAGCAACGCCACAGCCACCCCUUCCUCAUCCGCAUCCCGUCGUAACCGGCAGGGUAGCCUCUGGAUCAACACCAGUCUAGCGAAUCCUUCGAUCAGCGCGGCUAGUACGAUGAGCCCGCAGGAAAGGGGGACGAGACACAAAGGACCCAGUAUCGAGGAUUUGAGCGGGUGGGCUGAGGAGCUGAAGAAGAUGGAGAGGAAGAGGGUGGAGAUGAGGGGGGAGGGGGGGAUUGGGAGGAUUGGGAGGCCGGUGGGGGCUGGGAAGCCGAGACAGUUGAGGUGGUUCUCUAAUACUGAAGGGGGUGAUAGUGAGGAUGAGGACAGGGCAGAGAAGAAGACGGCGCAUGAGAAGGAAGAGGAAAAAGCGGAUGAAGAGGGCGAUGGCUUGACGAUCAAUGGGUCCGUUCAUCCUGCUCUGAGGAAAGGUGGUCACGACACCGAUAAUGGCAUUGCGAAUUGGCGUAACAAUGUCGACUUGUCACAAGGGGAAGAUAGGAACAGAGGUGCAAGUGGCGGCAGUACCAGUACAGCUAGUUGGCGCUGCGAGACUGCUUCUAUCGUCGAACGCGAUAGUCGGCCUUCUAGCAUGGCCAUGGAUAACGAGGUCUACCAUACCGAAGACGAGAACCAGAUAUCCGACUACGACCACGACGACAACCCCGACAACCCCUUCGACGAAGCCACCAACCCCUCAUACCUCGACGCCUCCGACUCCGAUACCAAUGACUCUCCUACAAGGACGCAAAGACCGACUACGCCAAUUCACCCCCAGCGCACAUCCUCCUUGUCACCGACACAUGCCCCGAUCAAGAUGUCUGCACUGUCAACACUUCGUGCUCCGGCAUCGACUCCAGUUAUUCAUCAGGAAGGAACACUGCGUCUCGAUCCGCCGCGCCGCCCACCUCCACCGCCUGUUCGACCACCUCCUCCGCCAAUGCCGUACUGUAAUAUGAGGCCGCCGGCGCCGCGGCCGACGGCUGAAGAGGAGAUGGGCAUGCCUAUGCCGCGGUAUAACAGACAAGCUACUACGUCUUAUGAACGGCAGUUGGGUCAGAUUUCUGCGGUGCCCUCAUCGUCGUCCUUCAUCGAGAUGGUUAAACGGCAGGGGCAGGGGCAGGGGCAGGGCCAGGGGCGUGGUGUUGCUUUAUCGGAGAGUAUGGCGUCAUCGUCCUCCUCCAUCGAGGGGAAUGAGAAUGAGACUGGAAAGCAGAGGAGUCCGAGUGUGAGUGUGAGUAAAGCAACUUUACUCCAAGAAGCCAUUCAGUCCCGUGGCGGUAAAACUGGAGCUGCGGGUCAACACACUCGUAUGUGGAGUAAAAGUAGUGGACAGAGUGUGAAGAGUAAACAAGAAGAGGAGUGGGAUGAAGAAUUGAAAAGGAUGGAGGGGAAGGAGAGGGCGAGGCAAAUUGGUAGUUCGUAG